Messenger RNA from Pongo pygmaeus (Bornean orangutan), 17889 nucleotides. RefSeq names its product ALF transcription elongation factor 1 (gene AFF1). The coding region runs from base 8944 to 12579 and encodes 1211 amino acids. The record is from RefSeq and is a predicted model, not a curated record. Gene Ontology annotation, biological process: regulation of gene expression. Gene Ontology annotation, cellular component: super elongation complex; nucleus. The transcript is spliced from 20 exons. NCBI's taxonomy places the organism in Eukaryota, Metazoa, Chordata, Mammalia, Primates, Hominidae.
UUUAGACAAUUUUUAAAUACCCAGAAGAAAAUAAGUCAUCUGAUUGUUCCAUUCAGAGAUACCUACUGCUAGCAUUUUGCUACAGAGGCCCUGUCAAUCUUUUGAAUACACAUUUCAUUCAAUUUUGAUGAAGUGGGAUACUAACAAACAUACUGUAUUGUACCUGCUUUUUUUUCCUUUUAAAAAUUACUGUAUUUUGUACCUGCUUUUUUUAUUAAUCAAAAAACUCUGAUACUAUGAAUGUCUUCCUUGUCAUUAAGUAUUUUUUGUAAAACAAGAGGGUGAAAGCUUAUUCAGUGGAGGGGGUGGUAGUGGUGAUGGGAGGAAUUAGAGAUCAGUGUUAUAAAUUCAGAAAUAAAGAGAAGUAUCUAAAGUGAGCUCUUCCCACUCCCAUCCCUCUACUUUCACUAUCCCAAGAAAUCUCUGGGAUUUUGGUAGCAAUAUGUGUGGAGAACAAGCCAGGAGAAGGAUCUCUAGUUUGGAUGAUUGGUGAUUGGUUCAUAAAUGAGGGGCCAGGAGGAAUGGAGUGGGUUGGAAUUGGGGCCAUUCAGAUGAAUUCUGGCCUGGUCUGGCCUCGGGACCAUUUCUCAGGCUGUCUCUUUCUCUUCCCUGUUUCCUUUUCCUUUUGAAAGGCAUCACUACUCCUUCACACUCACUGGUGUUUGCUAUUCAACAAAUUAUUAAUGGGGCUGAUCUUAUUUUAAGGGGUUUAUUGCUGAUCUUCACAGUUAAAAAACACAUAAUAAAAUAUGGAAUGUUUUAGUUUUGUGUUAGCCAAGUCCCUCCUGAUCUGCUCAUAGGAAGCUCUCUUUGAAUUCUGCCUUCUGCUUUUAUUCCCAAGGAAGGAACUAACUAAACACACUUUUCCCCUAGUCUUUUCUAAUCCCUUUUUUUGUGAAGGAGAUACUGUCUUCUUCCUGUAUGGAGAAACUACCCCUUACAGACCCUAGAAGCAGCUAAGGCUCAUUGAUAGAUAUCUCUCAGCAUCUGUUGUAACUGCAUCCAGAUGGGGAGGAUCUUAUUGUGUAGACACAAUAAGAAAAUGUUCUAUUUUGGACAACCUCCCAAGUGCCUUUUCAUGCCCAGGAAAGUAUUUUGGGGCAUCUGGAAAGAAUAGUCUUGGAGUUACAGAGAGAAGUUUAGGUUGGAGUUACACAUUUAGAGUUACUGAUGAUAUUGUACAAGACAGCAUUUAGAUUGAGAAGAGACAAGUAAGGUUUGUUAGAGCUCUAUCCUGGAUCCUGGAUGUGUGAGCAGAAAGAAUUGUAAAAUAAGAUUGAGUUGCUCAAACUCUGCAGAGAGCCUUUCAUGGGAGGUGGUCACUGACAUCAUAAAGGAAGCCAACUUCUCUUGGUGUAAGAAGCUUGGCAGUGAUGGCAGAAGGAGACUGGGUGGUAGCACUUACAGAGAAGAAACCAGUGUAUUGGGAGAAAUGGCUUGUUCUGGGACUAGGGUACAGAAAAUAGAUGAUGAGCCUGGAGCAUCCUGUAGUAACAGAAAGGAAGGAGUGCUCGAAACACAAAAGGAUGGGGCAUGUCAAAGGGGCAAGGAGCCAACCUGAAGGGGCUCCCAGUGGCCAAGGCUGGAACAAUUUGAUAACAAAAUCAAUCAUGUAGUGGAUUAGGACACAAAGUUCAAAGGAAAUAUCUGUGAGACCAUGCUCAUAUAAAUAAAUAAUUGAAUGAGUAAAUAAAUGGAGAAGAGGCAAAUCUUUCUUAGAGAAGAAUUUCAAAUAUGUAUAGCUAUUACCACCCCUUUUCCUGUGUCUGCUUCAUUCUCUCCCUCCUUUGAAGGGAAAACAUCAGCCAAAACCAGAUGGAGGAACAUUGUACAGGAUAGCCAGCCCAAACUCCUCAAAACUGACAGUCAUGAAAAACAAGGAAAAACUGAGAAAUAAUGCAGUUUUAGGAUACCUUGGGUUGCAUCUUGGACCAGAAAGAUGUCAUUGAUGGAAAAACUGGUAAAAUCAAAACAAAGUCUAAAGUUUAUUUCAUAGUAAUAUACCAAUGUUGAUUUCUCAGUUUUGGCAAGUGGCCAAUGGUAGUGUAAGAUGUAAACAGUGAGGAAACUGGCUGGGGGUAUAAUCCUUUGCAACUUUUCUGUAAAUCUAAAGUUAUUCUAAAAUAAAACAUUUAUUAAAAAGUAAACUCUGUGUGUGUGUGUGUUGCAGAGGAAGUGGGGGAACUUGAGCUUGUUUGUAGACUGAUAAUAAGUAAUUGGUAUAAUUGUAGGCUAAUAUCCCUGAUUGAUCAGGGUUUUAGGGUAAGGAAGGGCAUGUUUUAUUAAUGCACAAAUAGGAGGAGAUAUGGAAAAUUGUAGACCAGAUCAGGUAAAGAAAAAGACAUUGAGUGAAGAGGUAAAGUUGAGCAGUAAUUUCUAUACAUUUUUGCUUGUAUACCUCCUACAAGAAUGUUGAAAAACUGUAAAUCUUUAUUCUUGAACCAGUUAAAUCAGAUUUACUUUAUUAGAGAAAGUCUAACUUCUGAUGGCCAUAUACAUCUCAUUUCAUAAUUCUAAUUUGUAUAUAGUCAGGCAUACGGACCUUGCCAUAGGCUUGUUACCUGGAUGUGUUUAAUGAGGAUCUAUCUAUUAAUAUUGAUUUAACCCCGGGGAUUCCCACAGAGAACUGUUCCUUUGGGGGCCUCGGAGGUAUUUACACCUGGAGUAAUGCACCAUUUUAAUAUUGAUUUGGGGUGGAUGAGAGGACUGCUUUCCUUUUUCUACUCUUUUUUUUUUUUUUUUUUGGUGAUGGAGUCUUACUCUGUCACCAGGCUGGAGUGCAGUGGUGCAAUCUCGGCUCACUGCAACCUCCCCCUCCCAGGUUCAAGCGAUUCUCCUACCUCAGCCUUCCGAGUAGCUGGGACUACAGGCGCUUGCCUCCACACCCGGCUAAUUUUUUGUAUUUUUAGUAGAGACUGGGUUUCACCGUGUUAGCCAGGAUGGUCUCGAUGUCCUGACGUCGUGAUCCACCUGCCUCGGCCUCCCAAAGUGUUGGGAUUACAGGCGUGAGCCACCGCGCCCGGCUUGUGCUUUUCUUUUUCAAGUGGAGAAAAGCAAGUGGGAAGUGAGAGCCUGAAUCCUGGUUGUAAGAAAGAGACAUUCGGAUAUUAAGGAUCUAGAAAUAGAUUUGCCUUUAGGUCGUGAGAAUCUCCAGGUAACCCCAGUUUAAAGAUAAAGGCAGAGAACCUGGAAAGUGUGAAAUAAGGAUAGGAGGGCUGCUUUGUGUUGAGGUCACAGCUGAAGGGAGAGCCAGUUAAUUUCCAGUGGUGCUCAUUAGCAGUCCUCCUUGCUGUCUGCCUUCUGGAUGAUGCCUGUUUUUAUUCUCCUCCAUUAUCUCCUCCCUUUUCCUGUGUCUGCUUCACUUGAGAUUUUCAAUGGCAACCUUGAGCACCCUUCUCUUGGCAAAGUGAUUUUAGCAGUGUCCUGGUUAAACAUCAUUCCAUUGAAAUGAAGUAGCAGUUCUUAGGGGAUUUGACCUAUGUGAUGUUUAGACCAAAAAUGCUACAAAGGUAGAAUUGUUGAAUGACCAUUGUGGUACAAAUGCAUACAUUGAGUGAGGUAUGUUAGAAUUCUGAAUAAGGCAACCUGUUUAAAUUUUUUCUUUUCUUUUCUUUUUCUUUUUUUUUUCAGAGAUGGUCUUGCUCUGUUGCCCAAGCUGGAGUGAAGUGGCUCACUGUAAUCUCAAAUUCCUGGGCCCAAGUGAUCCCCCUGCCUUAGCCUCCUGAGUAGCUGGGACUACAGGUGUGAGCCACCAUGCCCAGCUAAUUAUAAAAAAAUUUUUUUUAGUGGAGGUGAGAUCUCGCUAUGUUGCCCAGGAUGGUCUUCAACUCCUGGCCUCAAGUGAUCCUCCCACCUCAGUCUCUCAAAGUGCUGGGAUUACAGGUGUGAGCCACCAGGCCUGGCCAACUCUUAAGUUCUUAAAAGGGCAAUGAAGUUUUUUUUUUUUUUUUUUUUUUGAGACGGUGUCUCACUGUGUUGCCCAGGCUGGAGUGCAGUGGUGCGAUCUUGGCUCACUGCAACCUCUGCCUCCCAGGUUCAAGUAAUUCUUCUGCUUCAGCCUCCUGAAUAGCUGGGACUACAGGCGCAUGCCAGCAUGCCUGAGACAGGGUUUCACCAUGUUGGCCAGGCUGGUCUCAAACUCCUGACCUCAAGUGAUCCACUUACUUCAGCUUCCCAAAGUGCUGGGAUUACAGGCAUGAGCCACCGUGCCCAGCUGGGCAAUAAAGAUUAACAGGCGAUUUUACUCCUUAUUUGUAAAGAAAUUGGGUCUAUUAGCAGGACCCAGGUCCAGGGAUUCUUAACCUGAAAUCUACGGAGCCUCACGUGCUUCCUAAGUGGGUUUCAGGGGAAUCAAAUUGCACGGAAGUUUAACAAAGGUUGUACUUCAUUGUCCUCAAAUUUCAUCAGAAAGCCAAAGAAUUCUGUGCCCCUCAAAGGUUAAGAAUGCCUUUUUGUUCAGUUUCACUGCUGAUCAAGAUGGUGGGUUGGAUACAAUGGUGUUUUCAAAACACUUGGAAAUAAUAAUGCCCAUGUUGGUAUUGCAGUACUUUUUUAGCCACAUACAGUAUCCAAGUCACAAAUCAUUUCUCCUGUACUUAGUAAUUUUAGAUAUAUUAUAAUCUAGUAUCCCACUUGUUUCAAAUUACUCACAUGAAUUUACAUUACAAACCAUUUUGAGAGCCCAGGGAAUCUCAGGUGUAAUUCUAAUCUGGUAUUGAUUCCAUAUAUCUUUGGGGGUAAAUAUUUGCUGUAUUAAAAUUUUUUUUCCAUUUAUUUAUUCAUUUAUUUGAGACUAGGUCUUGCCCUGUCACCUAGGCUGGAGUUCAGUGGUAUUCUCAUAGCUCACUGCAGCCAUGAACUCCUGGGCUCACCCAAUCCUCUUGCCUCAACUUCCCAAGUAGCUAGAACUGUAUAUCCAGCUAAUUUUUAAAUUGUUUUUUAAUAGAGACAAGGACUUGCUAUGUUGCCCAGGCUGGUGUCAAAUUCCUGCCCUCAAGCAAUCUUUUUACCUUGGCCUCCCAAAGCACUGGGAUUACAGGCAUGAGCCACCAUGCCUGGUCUAUUUCCUCAUAUUUAAGUGGUGUCAGAUCAAUUAACAUUGUUCAAAAAGUAUAAUUUUAAUAUUAUCAAUGUUACAUUUCUAGCCUGUGCUAAAUGGACAUUUUAUGAGUAAGUGCUAUUAUGAAGUACUUUUUUCAGCAAUUAUGUCUGAUACUAAUUUGUUUAUAGCAUAAAUGAUCACAGUUGGUAUAGAUAAAACAGCAAGAGAAAAAUGGGGAAAAACAGCCACCAAAAAAUUCUUGAGAGUAGACUUUUGCCUGGUUUCCUUGAAGGCUUACCACUUCACUGUUGCAAAAGAAAAUAUGCGUACAAAGGUAUUUUGUUGUCCGAUACAGAUUUCUUACAAAUGAAAAUAAAUGCUGGCCAAUUAUGGUCCUUAAAAUGAUUCAAGGAUUAUAAAUCAAGACUGAAUCAAAAACUUCUUAAAAUUAUUUUCUACAUAAGCAUGAUCUAGGUAAAUGGCUUUCAAAUGAAAGCAGACCACAAGCAUCACCUGGAGAAUUUAUUGAAAUGCAUAUUCCUGGGACCUCACCCCACAAGGAUUCUAUUUCAGUAGUUCUGCAACUAGGAUCUGGAGUCUGUUUUUAACAUAUGCCCCAGGUGGUUUGACCACAUUUUGCUAAAACUGAUCUAGGUGCUAAGAGGUUACAUGGAAUAGCUAUAAUAUAUAACACCUUUAAUUAAAAGAAGGCUCAAUGAGUGUGGAGAGGUGAGGGAGACAUGGUAAGUAUUAGCAAAUGAUAUAGAAUAAGUUUGCACCUCAAUUACUGUGAAACCCAAAGAGCUUUUGUAUAUGUACACUUUAGAUAUUGUUAUUUACUGUAUUAAAAAUUAAAAUUGAGGUAUUUAAAAUAUUUAUUUUUAAAACCCAUUACAUAUUGACCUAAAUAACUUAUAAAACCAGUUUUCCAAAAUUAAAAAAAUUAUUGAGAAAGAAUGGCAUUAUUUUACAUUCAUGCAAAUCUCUUUACUGUCUAGCUUAAUAGAAGACGGCUAGAUUCUCAUACAGGUUAUCCAAAAUGCUUGGGACCAGAAUUGUUUUGGAUUUCAGAUUUUUUCUGAUUUUGGAAUAUUUGCAUUAUAUAUUCUUGUUCCAGUGAGCAUUUCCUUUGAGCGUCAUGUCAGUCCUCAAAAAGUUUUGGAUUUUGGAGCAUUUUGGAUUUCAGAUUUUCAGAUUUGGGAUGCCCAACCCAAACAGAUUGAAUCUGAUUCUCUAUUCAAUCUGUUGCAAUGUUGUUUUGGUUGAAGUCUAUAAAGAAAAUCCAACUUCACACAGAAAGAGGAUGAGUAUUUUUAAUACCUUCUUUGAUAUUAUACUAAAACUCUGUAAGUGGUAGUUUCUUAAAGGUUAAUUGCAUUGUGGAAUCUGAAAUGAGCUUUUAAAAAAAACUAAACCUUUGAUACAUUAAAAUCAGUUGGUCUGUUUUGCACUUUUUUUCAGUGAUCUUUCAUCCAUGCAUGAUUUUGGUUUUUGUUUGAGAGGGAGUCUUACUCUGUCACCCAGGCUGGGGUGCAGUGGCACAAUCUCAGCUCACUGCAACUUCCACCUCCCAAGUAUCUGGGAUCACAGAUGCGUGCCACUACGCCCAGCUAAUUUUUUGUGUUUUUGGUAGAAAUGGGGUCUCACCAUGUUGUCCAGGCUCUGGUAUCAAACUCCUGAGCUUAAGUGAUCUGCCUGCCUUAGCCUCCCAAAGUGCUGGGAUUACAGGCGUGAGCCACUGCACCUGGCCCACCCAUGUAUGAUUCUGUUAUACCAUUGGUCAUUUGGAAACUAAGGCAGAUCGUCUCAUAUAACUUUCAUCACUGUCACCCUGAUCUCAUCAGGAAAGUCUUUAACUAUUGGCGAAGCUGGCAAGAUUAUGUGGCAGAUGCAGAAAGUCUUCCAAAAUGCUUGAAAGCUCAAAUUUUAUCAUUGGCAAUAAGUACUGUCAAUUGUUUUCCUCAAAGAAACAGGCUCAACUUUGUUCAUUUUUAAUAAAAUGUCUGCCAAAUACCCAAGUCAGAAUAACUACAGUUUGUGAAUUGUUCUUUCAAGUAAAAAUGGUAGUCCAUGAAAAAACAGCUAGCUCAGCUUGCAACUCAGUUACACAAGUGCUUUUCUUCUAGACAGCCAUUGUACUUAAGUGUGCAGUGGACUGCUUCAUGGGUACUUCCCAUUUUGUCACAAAGAACAUCAAAAAGACCCAUGCUCAAGGGUCAAGAUUUAAUGUAUGUAUUAAUUCUGACUGCUUGCUUCAUUAACAACAAUCAUAAAGGAAACUGGCUUAAAAAAAAAAUAACGUGUGGUAGUGAAGAAUGCAGUGACUACUAGUUUCAUUUGCUGCCACUGCUUUGAUUAGUGCGAAGGCGCCAGCAGUUUCCCCAUAAUUGCUUUUGCACCAUCAGUGCAAAUGUCAGCACAGUGAAAAGACAAUGUCUUUGUGUUAUUCUAAAAAUAGUUCUGACCUCUGAGAGGGUCUUGGGGACUCCCAGGAAUCUAGUAAACACACUUUGAGAACCCUUGAUAGAGGUGCCUUGGGCCUCCUUCCCAGCAUUGUCGUUUUAGUGCCAGGCAUUAACAAGUUUGUAUUUCACGACGAUUUAGUAAUACAAUCUGGACUAUCUCUUUAUGAGACGGGCAAUAUUGUCAUGAUUCUAGGUAGAAGAACGGAGGGUCCACAGUGCAGGCAGUUAUUCAGUAUUCAUCUAAGAGUCUUCAGCUCCUCCGGUGUGCUGGUCCGUAUGAGAUGCUGAAGCACAACCUCCCUCCAUCCUUGCUCAUCCAAGUAUUUUCCUGCUUUUGAGGCACGGCUUAAACGCUUUCCGUGGUCCUCUGAGUAGGAAGUGAUUUCGUUUGUGCUUCGUAUAGGACUUAACUAUAUUGCAUGCUCAAGUUUUUUGUUUGCUUCUUGUCAAUCCCUUCAUUGCUUAAGACCAAAAUGAGGUACUAUUUUUCCUGUAAUCUACGUGUAGUCCAAAAAAGGCGGGGUGUUUUGUAAAUAUUUGUCUCUAUGUAAGGAAGUCAAAACUGAAAGCGGAGUAACACCAAGUGUGCCCGUUUCCUGAGCUCAAGCACUGAAAGGAUCAAAAGUCGCGAACGUGGUUUACUGCCGCGGUCUUGUUCCUGCUCACUGCCGCCUCUGGGGGCCCCAUGUUCAACAAAUACUCAAAUUGGAGUUGGAGUUCUGAGCGGCUGGGUACUGUGUAUUCCAGCGGUGGGUGUCUGUACGUAGUUAGAACCUGGCAAGACAGCACUCGCGAGGAGCCCGCAGGCGGGGCUCGACCGGGGACCGGCAGGGCUGGUCGGCGCCCAGGCUCUGCCCCCUGCCCGACCCUGCCUGCUGCCUGCUGCCUGCUGCUUGCCGCCUGCCUCCGGCUGGGGCCGCUGAGCGCCCUGCCCAUUUAAGGAGGCGGGCCGUACCACCUCAACUUUCUUGACAGGGGGUAUCCCGGCAGACUCGGACAACUUCAAGGGAGCCAAGAGGCUAUUUCUUUUCUUUUCUAACUGUGGCCCGCGUUGUGCUGCUGCUGGGCAGGCGUUGGGCGCCGGCGGUCUUCGAGCGUGGGGGCCCGUUGGUUUUCCCUUCUCAGAAACUGCGCCGGGGGCGCUCGCUUGCCCCGGAUUCGGACGCGGCGCUCCCCCGGCUCGUCUGAAGUGCAGAUCGCCGCAGAGGCCCCAGUGCCCGGAUGUCCAUCAGGAUUAGCGCGAGCCAAUACGGGCCGAGCCCGGGGCUACGCCGAGGACGCCCGGGGCUCGAGAGCAGGUAGUCCCGUAACAUCGGGGCGCCGCGCCGGGACGCGUCCCCGCCCGGCUCCGCCAAAUGGUGAGCGCGGCGCUGGCAGCAGGGCCCGCGGGGUGAAGGCGCUGAUGGACGGAAGACCCCUGGCUCUAUAAGCUGAAUUAUGGCAGCCCAGUCAAGUUUGUACAAUGACGACAGAAACCUGCUUCGAAUUAGAGAGAAGGAAAGACGCAACCAGGAAGCCCACCAAGAGAAAGAGGCAUUUCCUGAAAAGAUUCCCCUUUUUGGAGAGCCCUACAAGACAGCAAAAGGUGAUGAGCUGUCUAGUCGAAUACAGAACAUGUUGGGAAACUACGAAGAAGUGAAGGAGUUCCUUAGUACUAAGUCUCACACUCAUCGCUUGGAUGCUCCUGAAAAUAGGUUGGGAAAGCCAAAAUAUCCUUUAAUUCCUGACAAAGGGAGCAGCAUUCCAUCCAGCUCCUUCCACACUAGUGUCCACCACCAGUCCAUUCACACUCCUGCGUCUGGACCACUUUCUGUUGGCAACAUUAGCCACAAUCCAAAGAUGGCGCAGCCAAGAACUGAACCAAUGCCAAGUCUCCAUGCCAAAAGCUGUGGCCCACCGGACAGCCAGCACCUGACCCAGGAUCGCCUUGGUCAGGAGGGGUUCGGCUCUAGUCAUCACAAGAAAGGUGACCGAAGAGCUGACGGAGACCACUGUGCUUCGGUGACAGACUCGGCUCCAGAGAGGGAGCCUUCUCCCUUAAUCUCCUCUUUGCCUUCCCCAGUUCCCCCUUUGUCACCUAUACAUUCCAACCAGCAAACUCUUCCCCGGACGCAAGGAAGCAGCAAGGUUCAUGGCAGCAACAAUAACAGUAAAGGCUGUUGCCCAGCCAAAUCUCCCAAGGACCUAGCAGUGAAAGUCCAUGAUAAAGAGACCCCUCAAGACAGUUUGGUGGCCCCUGCCCAGCCGCCUUCUCAGACAUUUCCACCUCCCUCCCUCCCCUCAAAAAGUGUUGCAAUGCAGCAGAAGCCCACGGCUUAUGUCCGGCCCAUGGAUGGUCAAGAUCAGGCCCCUAGUGAAUCCCCUGAACUGAAACCACUGCCGGAGGACUAUCGACAGCAGACCUUUGAAAAAACAGACUUGAAAGUGCCUGCCAAAGCCAAGCUCACCAAACUGAAGAUGCCUUCUCAGUCAGUUGAGCAGACCUACUCCAAUGAAGUCCAUUGUGUUGAAGAGAUUCUGAAGGAAAUGACCCAUUCAUGGCCUCCUCCUUUGACAGCAAUACAUACGCCUAGUACAGCUGAGCCAUCCAAGUUUCCUUUCCCCACAAAGGACUCUCAGCACGUCAGUUCUGUAACCCAAAACCAAAAACAAUAUGAUACAUCUUCAAAAACUCACUCAAAUUCUCAGCAAGGAACGUCAUCCAUGCUCGAAGAUGACCUUCAGCUCAGUGACAGUGAGGACAGUGACAGUGAACAAACCCCAGAGAAGCCUCCCUCCUCAUCUGCACCUCCAAGUGCUCCACAGUCCCUUCCAGAACCAGUGGCAUCAGCACAUUCCAGCAGUGCAGAGUCAGAAAGCACCAGUGACUCAGACAGUUCCUCAGACUCGGAGAGCGAGAGCAGUUCAAGUGACAGCGAAGAAAAUGAGCCCCUAGAAACCCCGGCUCCGGAGCCUGAGCCUCCAACAACAAACAAAUGGCAGCUGGACAACUGGCUGACCAAAGUCAGCCAGCCAGCUGCGCCACUGGAGGGCCCCGGAAGCACAGAGCCCCCACGGCGGCACCCAGAGAGUAAGGGCAGCAGUGACAGUGCCACGAGUCAGGAGCAUUCUGAAUCCAAAGAUCCUCCCCCUAAAAGCUCCAGCAAAGCCCUCCGGGCCCCACCCGAAGCCCCCCACCCCGGAAAGAGGAGCUGUCAGAAGUCUCCGGCACAGCAGGAGCCCCCACAGAGGCAAACCGUUGGAACCAAACAACCCAAAAAACCUGUCAAGGCCUCUGCCCGGGCAGGUUCACGGGCCAGCCUGCAGGGGGAAAGGGAGCCAGGGCUUCUUCCCUACGGCUCCCGAGACCAGACUUCCAAAGACAAGCCCAAGGUGAAGACGAAAGGACGGCCCCGGGCCGCAGCAAGCAACGAGCCCAAGCCAGCAGUGCCCCCCUCCAGUGAGAAGAAGAAGCACAAGAGCUCCCUCCCUGCUCCCUCUAAGGCUCCCUCAGGCCCAGAACCCACGAAGGACAAUGUGGAGGACAGGAGCCCUGAGCACUUUGCUCUUGUUCCCCUGACUCAGAGCCAGGGCCCACCCCACAGUGGCAGCGGCAGCGGCAGCAGGACUAGUGGCUGCCGCCAAGCCGUGGUGGUCCAGGAGGACAGCCGCAAAGACAGACUCCCAUUGCCUUUGAGAGACACCAAGCUGCUCUCACCACUCAGGGACACUCCUCCCCCACAAAGCUUGAUGGUGAAGAUCACCCUAGACCUGCUCUCUCGGAUACCCCAGCCUCCCGGGAAGGGGAGCCGCCAGAGGAAAGCAGAAGAUAAACAGCCACCCGCAGGGAAGAAGCACAGCUCUGAGAAGAGGAGCUCAGACAGCUCAAGCAAGUUGGCCAAAAAGAGAAAGGGUGAAGCAGAAAGAGACUGUGAUAACAAGAAAAUCAGACUGGAGAAGGAAAUCAAAUCACAGUCAUCUUCAUCUUCAUCCUCCCACAAAGAAUCUUCUAAAACAAAGCCCUCCUCACAGUCCUCAAAGAAGGAAAUGCUCCCCCCGCCACCUGUGUCCUCGUCCUCUCAGAAGCCAGCCAAGCCUGCACAUAAGAGGUCAAGGCGGGAAGCAGACACCUGUGGCCAGGACCCUCCCAAAAGUGCCAGCAGUACCAAGAGCAACCACAAAGACUCUUCCAUUCCCAAGCAGAGAAGAGUAGAGGGGAAGGGCUCCAGAAGCUCCUCGGAGCACAAGGGUUCUUCCGGAGAUACUGCAAAUCCUUUUCCAGUGCCUUCUUUGCCAAAUGGUAACUCUAAACCAGGGAAGCCUCAAGUGAAGUUUGACAAACAACAAGCAGACCUUCACAUGAGGGAGGCAAAAAAGAUGAAGCAGAAAGCAGAGUUAAUGACGGACAAGGUUGGAAAGGCUUUUAAGUACCUGGAAGCCGUCUUGUCCUUCAUCGAGUGUGGAAUUGCUACAGAGUCUGAAAGCCAGGCAUCCAAGUCAGCUUACUCUGUCUACUCAGAAACUGUAGAUCUCAUUAAAUUCAUAAUGUCAUUAAAAUCCUUCUCAGAUGCCACAGCGCCAACACAAGAGAAAAUAUUUGCUGUUUUAUGCAUGCGUUGCCAGUCCAUUUUGAACAUGGCGAUGUUUCGUUGUAAAAAAGACAUAGCAAUAAAGUAUUCUCGUACUCUUAAUAAACACUUCGAGAGUUCUUCCAAAGUCGCCCAGGCACUUUCUCCAUGCAUUGCAAGAAGCACAGGCACACCAUCCCCUCUUUCCCCAAUGCCUUCUCCUGCCAGCUCCGUAGGGUCCCAGUCAAGUGCUGGCAGUGUGGGGAGCAGUGGGGUGGCUGCCACUAUCAGCACCCCAGUCACCAUCCAGAAUAUGACGUCUUCCUAUGUCACCAUCACGUCCCAUGUUCUUACUGCCUUUGACCUUUGGGAACAGGCCGAGGCCCUCACAAGGAAGAAUAAAGAAUUCUUUGCUCGGCUCAGCACAAAUGUGUGCACCUUGGCCCUCAACAGCAGUUUGGUGGACCUGGUGCACUAUACACGACAGGGUUUUCAGCAGCUACAAGAAUUAACCAAAACACCUUAAUGGAGCCCCAGGUUGAUUCAAUGCCUUGGGAACUAUUUUUGCACAUUGGAAGCCUCAAAAACAGUCCAGACAUUUGUUUCAUCAGGACACCAAACUCUAAAACAGAAGCACGAGAUGGCCAGGACAUUUGUCCACUUAAACUCUCAACAACGGUGUGAUCAUUGGUUGGACACUAUGGUUAUGCAGAAGCAGAGAUGAGGAGGCUGGCCCCAGAGAUGAUCUUGCCCUUCCAAACUAAAGGACAGAAGUGCAAUGUAGCUUAAAUGGGUGUAUGAAUGGUCUAGAAACAUUUCUUGUUUUUUUUUUAACCAGCAGGAUACAAGUUGCAAAUGAAAUGAGGAAGAAACAGUUUCAACUCUGAAAGUGAAUUUCACAUCAUCUCAGUAGCCACACUAGUCCAUUCCCAGAAGGAAAUUUUUUUUUAACAAUGACUUUUGGUGAAGGGUUUUGUGGAUGAUUAUUUUUCUUUUGAGUUUUGGGAGAAAUGUUUAAUAACUUCUAAUGGCCAUCUGUAAACCAUACGUAAUGAAGGACUCCACUGUGCUCCACUUUCUGCCAGUGAACAGUGGCUUGAUAAUACCAAGUAUUGUUGUAAUUUAUAAAGUUGAAGGCAACCCCUGCUCCUGCCGCCCCCCAUCUCCCCAUUGCCUAGAGGGCUGCACAUUGACCCCAGCUCUGACUUCUCAUUACUGUGCUGAAAGUCAGCCCACGUCGGAGCGGCGAGGAGGAGCCACAGUACAUGGGGUGUCGCCUCGAGGUCUGCACAGGAGGACUUGGCGCUGCCAUUUCCUACCCUUGCCAUUUCCCACCCCUGCUUCAGUGAAAGGGACUCUCUAACAGGGCAGUCACUGUUGACUCUAUUCUGAAUUUCCUACCUUGGGGAAGAAGGGAACCAACAUUUAUACCUGACCAGAUGGCUAAAGUGCUUUUAAAGUUUUGUUUAAGUAGAGCUGGAAUUUGAGGUGCUGAUCUGUGGUCUACAGUUAUGUGGUAACUCACGUUGUCCAACCAACUCAGAGUUUCGUCAGUGAACAAGAAAAAUGAAAUCUGCUUCUUAGAGAGGCUAUAUUUUUCUGCUACAAAUUAUUUUAUAUUUAUAGCAAAACUAGACUUUCAGAGUCCUUGAUUGUCUAGGGGAAGUUAACUCCCUGAGAGGAUGUAGAGAUUUGGGGUGGUUAAUUAGACUUUUGAAAAACUUGUCACCACAUGCCUUCACUCCAGAGUGUUCUCAGCUAGAUUUGAUUUGGUUGAGGAGGAACUGUGGCCCUCCGUAAGUUAUUGCCAUAGUGUAUACAUUAAACCAAGUCCAUUUUGAAUGACCUAAAAUGAAAUAAUCAGAAAUCCCAUGUGCCCAUAAGCAGAUUUUUCUUUUUCAUUGAAACUUUAAAGGUUAUUAUUGGAAACAUUACUUUGAGUGCAGUGUUUUUAAAAGGCAAUUCUUUUUUAUCCCUUUUAGAAGUAGAAUUUGCACACUUACUACAAUUGGAGUGUCAUCUCUAUAACUAUUUUUUCUCCGCCUUUGUCCCAUUCUGCCCCCUACAUGUUUCCUACCAAGCAUGUUUCACAUUUUCCUACUAGUGGAGGAGGGAGAACCAUAUUUAUUUAUAAUGAAGACAUCUAAGAUCCCUAUGAUGAAUGCAGGAACUCUCUUGGUAGUUUGUAAAUACACAAAGGGAUGUGUCUAGGGAUGGGAGCGAUGCUUAUCUCUCACAGUGUGAGUGGUCUGUGUGAGGCUGUUCCGUCAGUUUCUUCUCCAGACUGUUCUUUGGUUGUCACUAAGUCAGAGGUCUGGUCCCUCAUGUUUAGGUGAAAGCCAGAGAAUGACAGCUGUAGUCAUAUCUGAGCAUAAGACCUUGAUGUGUGAUUCCUGAUGACCGGUUUCAUUUAUUCAUGUUAUAAAGCAAAGCCCUGGUCCUUUUUAAACUGCUAGUUUUAAAAACCUGUGUUAAAUGAACAGUAAUUGCCUGGUAGGUUUUCUGUGUUUGUAGCAUUGUGUGUCCAUCUGUUAUAUGUAAGGGACGAGGCACCAGAAUCAGGCUUUAUUUCGAUAUUGAAGAUGUUAUUUAACAUCUCUCUUUUUUCCUUACUCCCUUAGCCAUCCCUUCCCCCUUUGCCCCACCAUUCCCUAGAACAAGCCACCUGUCAAUUGUGAAGGGUUGUGUUCUUUAUGGCAGGUCCUGUCUAUGCAGAUUGUGCCAGAGCAUGUGCGUGUUCUGUUGGCAAGCCACAGUGCUCCCUUGACUGAAGACAUUUCCAAGUAGAUUUCUCAGCCAGCUCUAAAACAGAUUGCUUUUUCAGUGGCCUUACUCUUUGUGGGUUUUUUUUUUUUUUCCUGAACUAGAUAUAAAGAUUUUAUUUGUCCUUUGAAAAAGUAACAAAUGUGCAUAGAUCAAUUUGUACUACUUUGGUCAUUGGAUAUUUCUGAUCCUUAUUGCAUUGUACCUAAAAGAGAGUAACUAAUGGUAACCUUUUUAAUAGAGUAUGUGAAAGGUAGUGGCUGAUGAAUCCUUAAUGUUCAUAGGGUCUUUUUGCUGUUACAGUUGUAUAUAGAAGUCUAAAGGAUUUUUUAAAUCAUUUGCACUUUUUCACUGCAUGCUUACAAUUCCCAAAGGCAAAAUCUGUACUGAGGUAGAUCAUUUGAAAGGGCUAGAUUAUAAAAUUAAGCCUUAGAAUAUGCAAAGUUCUCAUAACAAUAAUAGUACACACUUCACGGUAAGACAAAUGCAAAUCAUCUUAAGGAGUGAAAAUAGAGUGUAAAUCUUGCCUUUGGCACUACAAGGUGUGUGUGUGUGUGUGUGUUUGUGUGUGUCUUUAGUAGGAAAUGGAAGAACACUGUUUUAUUUUUAAAAGUGUUUAAUGUUUCUGUCCUUUCUGUGAAUUAUUGAAUUUAAGAGCCCUGCUAAAUAAUGAAAAAACACUUUACUAAAACCUAUCGAAUGAUACUGGGUUCGGAUUGUGAAAACAUUGGCCACCUAGUAGCAGCGGUGAGGAGUGGGAGGGCCCAGCAAGCAUUUAUCAGAAAUAGAAUCACAAUAGGAGGAGAAUUUGACUGGCUGAUAUUAUGAUUUGAUCACAAUACUGAAUGGGAAAAGCAUCUAAUAUUUUGUAACAAAAAGACCUUCAUAUUAUCUGUUUUGACCAAAAUGUGUAGCUAUUUCCCUUAGACAGAUUGGACCACACUUAUCUCCCUUGUCCUGUAUCCUUUAAUUUCAGGUCUCAGGAUGUUUAGAAAGCUAAAACCCCCUACCCCUUUCUGGCUGAAAACUUGCCUUAUUUGGUAUCUUACACAUUAAUGUUACUAGCAUCAGGAGCUUACUGUUCUAUUAUGAUUCAUCUUCAGUAAUUUUUAGACGCAAAAGAAAGCCAUUGUGUCCUCUACAAUUAACACAACUGUUAUCUCUGAUACACAAAGGGAUAUAAAUACAUACACUUAAAUAGAGAAAAAUAGGUUGGUUGAAUUGUGCCUUUGACUGAACCGAGUUUUUAAAUACUGCUGUGUUUGUUUCGCCAUGGCUUCAGGGAUGAUACAUGGCUCUUGCCACCUUUUACUCCUCUGCUUUAGGAAGUUUGAGUUGUAUUUGUGCAUCUUAAAGUAGAUUGAGACUUGAGGCUGGGCUUUCGGGUUUUGUUUUGUUUUUUUUAAUGUACUUAAGCCUGCUUGCUUCCUACCACAGAUUCUUUAUUUUCCCAAACACUACAAAAAACUUGUAAAACUUUGCCAUUUCAUCUGUUUACACUCUUUGCCACUGAUUAGCAGUAUUUAAAUCUUGCAGGAAUAUUUUGUGCUUCCUUUAGAAACACAAGAGUAUAGAUUUUUCUCACUGAAAAGUGAGAGUUACACAUUGCAGCCAUGAAGGGAUGCUAGGAUCAGUUAUGGCAGUACCUUUUUUCCCCUCCUGUUCCUGAGCCAGUUGCCUCUUUUGUUUUGGGUCCCACUUAGGAUUAAUGGAUGUAAGGUAUUUUUCUGUGCCUUUAUUUUGUGUCAUUCUAUUGGAAGGAGGUGUAAUGGCAGAAUAGCAUAGUGUUGGGGGUUUUCCUUCAAACACUGCAAGUGGUAUUGCCACCAUGUGAACCUCAAAUAUGCAAUCCAGUUGUGUUGGUUUCUUGGCGACUUGGAGUGUUCAUCUCUUCGUGAAUUGUGAGCAGUGACCAUGUUCUUCAGUUCUUAAUUAUGGUGAGUUGACAAAUACCAACUACUGCUUUUCUUUAGGUGGCUAUUAAUUUCUUAUUGUCAGGAGGAAAUGACACUAUAUUCUGUUCCACUGAGCGUCAGAGAUCAGCAGGCACUGUACUGGGUAGAGAAGUGCCUAUACUUCUCUACCUAAGAGGGCAGGAGGGAAACCCUACAGCUCCUUGUGAGCCUAUAUAUUAGUAUAUCGGCCUAGAGAGGACAAGGGAAUAAGACCACUCAUAGUGAGGCUGGCCAAGCUGCACUGGUCGGACCAGGCAGUGGCUGACCUAAGGAGGACAACUUGCUUUGCUUAAAAGUAGAUUUAAGCAAUGCUUAACACAGGCAGUAUUAACUUCACCUUUGUUGAGGCCAUCAACGUGUAUUGUUAAAAUUACUGCAUAUCCCCCCCAGAUAUCAAGUAUACACUGUUCAUGUUGGGGUUGUGUGUGUCUGUGUGUAUAUGUGUGUGUGUAUGUAUGCGCACGCAUGUGUCCCAAAUCUUGUUUUUUUUUUUCUGAAUGUGAUCAUGUUUUGGAUGAUACCUGAGCAGGGUUGCCUUUUUUUUAUUUAUUACCAUUAUAUAUUAUAUUAUAUAUUUUUUGCUUUCUUGUAACUUUGGAGGAAAGUCAAAUCUUGGUAUUAAAAUUGUUUUAAAAAGGAGUAAAUUUUCCAGUUGAUAAAUGAAAAUCACUGGUCUAUCUUUAAAAUAAUAAGUUUUUCUUUAAUUACUGUGGAAUAACGUGCCAGCUGUCAUCAACACAAUGAUUUUGUACAUAGGGUAGGGAAGCAGUGAUGCUCUCAAUGGGAAGAUGUGCAACACAAAUUAAGGGGAACUCCAUGUAUUUUACCUACUUCAGCAAUGGAACUGCAACUUGGGGCUUUGUGAAUAAAAUUUAGCUGCCUUGUAUAGUCGUUUGAAAGAGAAUAUGUGAUCUGUGAGAGAAUUAUAGUUUUUUUUAGAAGAAAAAUCUGCAAAAGAUCUUUCCAAAGACAAUGUGCCACAGAUCUUUUGUUCCCUGUAAUAAGGAUUAAUUGCUGUUUAAACAAAAAUGUAAUUGUUCAUCUUUAAAUUCUUUCCUUUUCAUAAGAGGAUCAAGCUGUAAAAAAACAAAAAAACUAAUAAAAAUUUCGAGAAAUCA